Molecule: messenger RNA, 763 nt
Organism: Ceutorhynchus assimilis (cabbage seed weevil)
Lineage: Eukaryota; Metazoa; Arthropoda; Insecta; Coleoptera; Curculionidae
Source: the annotation of a GenBank genome assembly
UUUAAUUUCAAUUGAUUAUACAUAUAUCUUAAAAAAUAUAAAUAAAAUGAAUAAAUGACUUGAUAUAUUUUUAUUUACAAAGAAAAAUCCAAGAUGAAUAGUCUUUAUAUUGUGCUGGCUGUAGUCAUAGCUGUCACAAAUGUCAAAACCUUGGGAGCCUUGAAAGUCCAGGUUUUUUAUGAAACGUUAUGCCCAGACAGUCAACAUUUCAUAACCACUCAACUCAAUCCAACUUUCGCACAACUUGGCAGCGAAAGAAUCGAUCUAGAAUUGAUUCCUUAUGGACACGCUAGUGAAGAAACUGACGCAAAUGGAACGAAAACUUUCACCUGUCAACACGGUCCAGAUGAAUGCUACGGAAACAAGGUUCACGCAUGCGUCAACAAUUUAUCUCGUGCCAUAGAAGAAUCGCUUCACUUUGCUUAUUGUUCUGAGCUUUCUCAUACUCCAGCUAAUGUUACUGUUUUGCAAGUGUGUGCCCAAGGAGCAGGUAUUUCUUGGAGCAAAGUAGAAGAUUGCCUGUCAAGCGGUUUAGCUGAUGAACUUCUGUCUGCGAAUGGUCGGAAGACAGCUCUAGUAGAUGCAGGGAAUAUUCCUACAAUUGUUUUCAAUAAAAUCUACUACCCGAACCGGGAGAGUGCUUGGUUCAAUUUCAAAGAAACUGUUUGUCAAUUUGUUGAUUGUAUUUAUUAAAAUCGUUAAUUGGUAUUUUUCUUUUAACUCACAAAUAACAAAUAUAUAAGAUUGUUUCAUUUCAAAACUA